AUGCAAUUUAAUAAGCAAAAAUAAGAGUAUUAAGAAAAAUACAAUUCUUUUCGUAAUCAUCCUGCCUUUAGCAGACUAAACAAUUACAUUAUUAAAGCCUUAAUCGAUUGUGUCUAUAUCUAAUCCUUUAUCAAAAAUUAAAGUGUUUACAUUGAAAAUGAGUUGAUGGCCAAUGUAUAUAUUGUGAAAUCUGGAGAGUUUAAAAUGAGUAAAAGGAUCUUGUACUAGAAUUCUGUGUUUUAUAAUCAAAAGAGAUGGAAACAAUUUGAGAUUUGUUUAUUGGAAAAAGGUGAAACUUUUGGAAUAGAACAUCAAGAUGAGGAACCAAAAGGAUGUUACAAAUACUCAGUGACUUGUCAGUCAUAUGAGGGAUCAUUGUAUUCACUAAAGCUAGAUUAGAUUACUUAGAUUUUAUAAGAUAAUUACAUCAAAGUAUCUGUAGAUAAUCUCUUUCAAUAUCAAUAACAAUUAAGUAAGAAUAGGCUUUACAUCAAUCGAGAACAAUAAAUUAAUCAAUUGUAUUCAAACAUUACUCAGUCCUUAAAACACAGAGAAAUUAGAUCAUUUUAAAAUGCCAAUAACGAAAAUCUGAAAAUUAGAUCUCAAUCGAAUGUUAACAAUGAGGUUGUGAACAACAAUAAUAGAUUUUAAAAUAGAUCUAUCAGUUAUGACAUCUCGUAUUGUGAUAAAAUAUAAUCGUUGAUUAACUACUAAAAAUAAAUAAUCAAUAAUCCAAGAAGGAUUAUCAAGACCGAAAUCUUGGAGGAUGACAAUUAUGUUAAUUAAUCGGUCAACAAUCACAUCAGAGCAUUAAAACCAUUUAUCAGUAAUUUUGCCUCAGGAAGAAAUCUAACUAAACGAACUCAACCAACUUCUUAGGAUAAAAUAGAAGAAUCAAAUCAAAAUGAAAAGAUCUUUAAAUUGAAGGUACUCCUCAAAUUGGGAUGCAGACCGAAAAAUAAUCUACAAAUCAGAUUGCAUUAAAUUCACAGUCAACAUCUAUCCAAAAUGUUCCCGUUCCAUCCCAAAUGA
Molecule: messenger RNA, 1032 nt
Organism: Paramecium tetraurelia
Lineage: Eukaryota; Ciliophora; Oligohymenophorea; Peniculida; Parameciidae
Exons: 2
Source: RefSeq, a predicted model, not a curated record